ACUGUCUGAAUCUAGCGAGCUCUUCUGUCGAUGAGAGAACCAGAAGGGGGUGCCUCUGUACGGAGGGAAGCGAUUUCAAUUUCAAACAAAAACACGGACAUAGCGAGGAGAGUGGAAAGACCUCCGGACCUAGCAAUUACAACUUACAAGUAAACUCAUACACAACCGAGAGCUGUCACAUUAGCCAGACAGCCACCUUGUCAACUUUGCAAGUAGUCGUGCAGCGCAGAAAGUUUGCACCUAGCUAGCUAAUUACCGUCUACGUUUUCUCUUUGAUAACGUGUUUAAAAUUACUUUAAUUGACAAAGCAUCAGCUAGUCUGGGUUAUUUUCCACCAUCAGCAUCCGAAUAUCAACAGAAAAUAUACUAACUUUUAAUUUUAUUUGUUUAAAUAUUGGGAGAAGACACCAUGCCCAGGCCGAAUAGGCAAAGAGAAUACAAGCCUGGAGAUCUCGUGUUUGCAAAAAUGAAGGGCUAUCCGCAUUGGCCAGCAAGGAUCGACGAGUUGCCCGAAGGUGCAGUCAAGUCAGCCUCCAACAAGUAUCAAGUGUUUUUCUUUGGGACCCAUGAGACUGCAUUCCUGGGCCCUAAAGAUUUGUUCCCAUAUGAAGAGUGCAAGGAGAAGUUUGGGAAGCCUACAAAGAGGAAAGGCUUCAGCGACGGCCUAUGGGAGAUUGAGAAUAACCCCACAGUGAAGGCUGGAGGAUAUGAGGAAGCGAAAAAGGAGCCCACAGCAGAAGGAGAGGGGGAAUCUGCAGAAGGCGCAGGAGAACAAGGAGGGAGCAGUGAUGAAGAUGAGGGCAAUCUGGUGAUCGACGAGAAGAACGAGAAAGGGGGGACCAAGCGGAAAGCCAAGGACUCACAUGAGGCAUCCUCAAAAAGACCCAAGGAUCAUGAGAGGGAGGUGCAGGCUGAGAAUGCAGACAACAAAACAUCUGAUGCAUCUGAUGCUGAGGGAGUAGGUGGUGACCACACAAAUCUUAAAGCCAAUAAUAAUGUGGGGGUGGGGUCUGCAGUUCAGGAGGCCCCUCCCAAGACAGCAGCUCCACCAAGUGGUGGUGAAUCAGUGCCAGAGGAUCAGUUGACAGCAGAAAAGGUAAGGCAAUGACAGGCAGUGCUUAAAGCCAGUGGUUCUGAGCCCAUCUUGAACUACCUACACAUUGAAGGAAGAAGUAGCAGAAUUAUAGAGAUCUGCAGUUUAAAUAAUCUGGAAGCAUUUAAAAUUAAAGACAUUGAGGUUUUUUUGCAUGCUGCUGUUGGGUAACGUGGGUCUGAGGUAGAAUUACGUUUGAGCAGUCUGAAUCAUACACUGAUGAUAAUUUUUGUAGUCUUUUUGCAAAAGGUUGUUUAAGUGCAAUUACAGAUUUUGGCCACUACAGACCCAUCACA
Messenger RNA from Megalops cyprinoides (Indo-Pacific tarpon), 1389 nucleotides. RefSeq names its product hepatoma-derived growth factor-like. Gene Ontology annotation, biological process: regulation of transcription by RNA polymerase II. The record is from RefSeq and is a predicted model, not a curated record. NCBI's taxonomy places the organism in Eukaryota, Metazoa, Chordata, Actinopteri, Elopiformes, Megalopidae. Gene Ontology annotation, cellular component: nucleus. Gene Ontology annotation, molecular function: double-stranded DNA binding; transcription coregulator activity. The transcript is spliced from 6 exons. The coding region runs from base 410 to 1108 and encodes 232 amino acids.